Molecule: messenger RNA, 834 nt
Organism: Malassezia japonica
Lineage: Eukaryota; Fungi; Basidiomycota; Malasseziomycetes; Malasseziales; Malasseziaceae
Exons: 2
Coding region: 1-834 (277 amino acids)
Biological process (GO): mitochondrial translation
Cellular component (GO): mitochondrial small ribosomal subunit
Molecular function (GO): structural constituent of ribosome
Source: RefSeq, a predicted model, not a curated record
AUGCUUCCGACGCUCGCGCCCCGGGUGGUGCGCCGCGCGCUGAGCACGAGCGUGCCUGCGCGUGCGCAAGAGCGCAAGAACGACCGGAAUAGCGGGCGCCGGCGCCUGUCGCGCCGGCCGCUCCCGCCGUUUAAAGAGUGGGUGCGCAACGAGGGCGAGCAAUACCGCUAUCCCACGCCCCAAAAAGGGCCGCACUGGGUCGCGAACACGCCGUUCCCAUUGAACCCCUCGUUCCGCCCCCCGCCGCCGGUGCACCAGUCGGUGCGCGACGACAUGUGGCGCCUGCACACCGAGUCGCCCAGCGAGUGGACCGUCCGCUCGCUCGCGGACAAGUUCCGCGUGAGUCUGCCGCGUGCCGAGGCGAUUCUGCGCCUCAAGGCGCUCGAGGAGGAGAUGAGUAACGAGGGCAAGCCGCUCCAGACCGAGCUGCAGCGCAACAUGGAGCGCCUGCUCGGCUCGCGCCCGUCGACGGCGAUCGACCUGCACGUCGUGCCGACGACGAGUCCCCACGCGCCGCGCGGUGCGCCGUACGAAGAGUACAGCGAGUCGGCGAACCUCGCCAAGAUCCGCUCGCCGCUCGCCGCGGCGAUCAAGCGUGCGAACGAGGCGCACAAGCAGGCCAUGGCCCAGAUGCCUACCGGCGGGCCGGAUACCAAGGGCGCGGCCGAGCGCGUGGUCGCCGCCGCGCACCCCGACCGUGCCCCGCUCAAGAUCAAGGCGGUGGGCGCAGAGUCGUACCGCGGCGUCGGCACCGUCAAACGCAACCAAAAGCGGGCGGCGCACCGCGCGCAGCAGCGCGCACGCCGCGCGGGCCGGGAAAAAACUUCUCCGUAG